AUGAACUUUCAAAUUUAUCGUCAAUCCGCAAACAAAAUUUUCAAUCAUCACCUUUAUUACAAUACUUUAUUACUAACGUCCCAUAACAAAUUAUGUAAAUUUGUUAAUUUAUACAAUAAACGAAAUGAUGAACAACUUGAUCUAAUUCGCAAUUUUUCCAAUUCUCUUCCCUUUUUUGUCACGGUAACCUCGUUUCGCUUAGCGCAAUCACCUGGGAGACCACGACGGGACGAAGAAAUCGAUAUUCCCUUUGUAAAUUUCGUAAAUACCGAAGGAAAAAUGGAGGGAAUUCGAAGCACUAAAGAACUCUUAUCAACAAUCAACCGAGGAAAAUAUUGGCUCGUAGAGGUAUCACCGAAUGCGAACCCACCCGUCUGCAAACUCGUCGACAAAAAAGAAACAUUUGCCAAACAAAAAACAUUAAAACAGAAAUCCAAAGUUUUGCUACAUUCCGGACACUUGAAAGAGGUGCAGUUGAGCUGGAGUGUCUCGGAUAAUGAUUUCUCGCGGAAACUUUCGAAAGCUAAAGAGUUUCUUCAGAAAGGAUACAAUUUGAAGAUUAUUGUCAAGACGAGGAAAGGUGGUAAUCGACCAUCGCCUCAAGAUGAAAAAUCGAUGCAUAAGAGAAUCGUUGAUGCGCUUACAGAAUAUGCAAAAGAAAUUAAAGUGCCCGAUUUUGGCAAAGGAACAUUAACUAUUGAUAUUACCGGAAAAGGAUUACUUUUGGGGGAUACAAAAAAAAUUGAAGCAAAUGAUACGGAAAAGUAA
Molecule: messenger RNA, 768 nt
Organism: Ambispora gerdemannii
Lineage: Eukaryota; Fungi; Glomeromycota; Glomeromycetes; Archaeosporales; Ambisporaceae
Source: the annotation of a GenBank genome assembly